UGUAAUAAAAAAGACGCUGUCGUCGUUGAAUUUCCGAACUGGUUAUGUAACGGUGGUGAAAAAGUAUAGACGGGUGUGCUUAAGAGGAAAAACGGUGAUAAUUGCUGCAGGGAAUACAGCGAUCAAUUUAUUGAACGCAACCGAUCAUCUAAAAUACGUGUGUCGAGCGUCGACGGAACCAACAGCACAUUGUUCCAGUCGCGCGAGACCAGUGUUGGAAGUUUUGAUCGGCACGGCAUUUGGUUCUCAACGGCAUCGAUGGUGCGGAGUUCGACGAUGGAGCAGACGUUCUACGAGGACGCGAGCGUCUACGGCGCCGUGAAUCGCGAGCACAAUGUGGGCCAGUUAAAACGCAAUCUCACGCUAGACUUGAACGGAUGUCAGAGACAGGGGCCGCAAGCAAAGAGGCCACGAUUGGGACCUUUGCCACCAGCACUGAACACUGUCACGCCUAUUUUGAGCUCGCCGGAUCUGAAUAUGUUGAAGCUGGGUUCGCCGGAACUGGAGAAGUUCAUCAUCGCUCAACAGGACAGCCUAGUGACGAAUUUACCAACGCCUACGCAGAUUUUGUUCCCGAAAACGGUAACCGAGGCGCAGGAACUCUACGCCCGUGGGUUCGUCGAUGCUCUGAACGAGCUUCACCAUUCGGACAGCUCGCAGGAACCCGGUAGCAUUCAUGGGGCGACGUAUACCACGUUGGAACCACCGAGCAGCGUUCAAAGUACCGAAUCGUCGGUUAGCCAGGGUUUGGUACAGAUCAAGGAUGAGCCGCAGACGGUGCCCAGCGUGUCGAGUUCACCGCCAAUGUCACCGAUCGACAUGGAAAACCAGGAGAGGAUCAAGCUCGAGAGGAAGCGUCAGAGGAACCGCGUGGCGGCGUCGAAAUGCCGCAGGCGCAAACUGGAGCGCAUCUCUAGGCUGGAGGACAAGGUUAAGUUGCUCAAGGGUGAAAACACCGAGCUCAGCGCCGUGGUGCACAGGCUGAAGGAGCACGUGUGCCGGCUAAAGGAGCAGGUGAUGGACCACGUGCAUUCGGGCUGCCAGAUCAUGGGCGUGUCCGGCCAAUUUUGA
Molecule: messenger RNA, 1071 nt
Organism: Dufourea novaeangliae
Lineage: Eukaryota; Metazoa; Arthropoda; Insecta; Hymenoptera; Halictidae
Gene: Jra
Product: transcription factor AP-1
Exons: 1
Coding region: 259-1071 (270 amino acids)
Biological process (GO): regulation of transcription by RNA polymerase II; regulation of cell cycle; regulation of cell population proliferation
Cellular component (GO): transcription regulator complex
Molecular function (GO): DNA-binding transcription factor activity, RNA polymerase II-specific; transcription factor binding; RNA polymerase II cis-regulatory region sequence-specific DNA binding
Source: RefSeq, a predicted model, not a curated record